CUCUGCCUGCUCUGCUAUCCUCUGCUUGGCUGCUUCGCAUAGUUCACCUCAUCCACCUGUUCAUCAAUACCAAGAAGGGAGAUCGAUCAUGGGCGCCGCCACCUGCAUCGACAUCAUCCUCGCCAUCAUCCUCCCGCCCCUCGGCGUCUUCCUCAAGUUCGGUUGCGGGAUUGAGUUCUGGAUCUGUUUGUUGCUCACCUUCCUCGGGUACAUCCCCGGCAUCCUCUACGCCCUCUACGUCCUCACGCAGUAGAAUCAAGGCCUCGUCGCAAGUAUUUUCUUUCCUGAUGAUGCAAAUUUCUAUGGUGUUUCGUUGGACUGUGUGAAGAAGAAGGCGAAGCUCUCUGUAUAUGUAUUAUGUAUGGGUGUUCCCAGAUGGGAGUUUGUCUUUUGUAAAAGUUUGAUCCCUGUUGAAGUUUGCAAUCUAUGACAUGUAUCUACUCGAGUUUCUUUCUCACUUGUUUGCCUCAGCUUUUCUUGUAGUACAUAAUAAAUAAAUAAAGAAGCAUCGUGUUUCUACU
Messenger RNA from Lolium perenne, 521 nucleotides. RefSeq names its product hydrophobic protein LTI6B. Gene Ontology annotation, cellular component: membrane. Lineage: Eukaryota; Viridiplantae; Streptophyta; Magnoliopsida; Poales; Poaceae. The record is from RefSeq and is a predicted model, not a curated record.